AUGGCACAUUCAUGUCGAAUUCAUGGCGAAUUUAUGGCGAAUGCAUGGCGAAUUCAUAGCGAGUUCAUGGCGAGUUCAUGGCGAAUUUAUAGCGAAUUCGAGGCGAAUUCAUGGCAAAUUCAUGGCGAAUUCAUGGCGCUGCUGGGUGAGAACGCGGAGGCUCUGCUGUCGCUCGGCGCGCUGCAGCUGCUGCUGCCGCUCGCGCAGGACAGCAUGGCGUCCGUGCGAUCCGCUGCGACGCUGUCGCUGGGUCGCCUGACGAAUGUGUCGCACACGUGGUCGCAUCCCCCCGUGCAGCGCAACGUGCUGCCGUCGCUCUGCAAGGCGCUCACCGGCACCAAUCGCCACCACAAGCGCGCAGCAGCAUAUCUAGUCAAGGCCGUGUCACGCCACGCUGGCGCUGAGCUGGCAGAGGCGGGCGUGCUGCCGCUGCUGACGGAGUGCCUUCUGGGUGCCAUGCUGGCGGUGUGGGAGACUGCUGCACAAGGUGUCAGCAUGGUGCUUGCUCCUUCCCUCCACUUCACCCUGCAGAUGCUCUUCCUUCGUCCUGCCGUUGCCGUUUCUUCCUACUCUUCCGCAGCAGCAAGGACAACAGCAGGGGCUGCAGCGAUUUCUCAAGCCGGAGGUUUUAUCGCUCAGUCGUCGCAGCAUUGCGCCGAUCUUAGCCAUUGCUUCGCUACUGUCGCUUCUCCUCAUCGCAACCAGCAAGAUCCAUCAGCAGAAGCAGAAAUCGCUGGCUCGAACGAUCAGGAAGCCGAUUCGGUGGUCUUGUCUGGCGCAGGUGACGACGGAAGCCGAUCGGGCGCGGAACGAGCCGCAGGUUCAUCAGAUGGACGGUCAGACGGGGACGAUGGUUUUCGUGUUAGAUCGGAGCCGUGGAUCUUCAACCUGACCGAAAUUCCUCCUGAUUCGACGGCUGCGCGAUUGUCAGAGGAGAGUAAGGAGAACAUGUGGCUGCUGCAUCAGAAGGACCCGGGUCAUUGGAGCGUCGCACGGCUGGCUCGCGAGUAUCGCGUGCGACAGCAGCGAGUGCAUGCGAUCCUGUGGCUCAAGGAUCUGGAGAAGAAGAUGGAGGAGGAGCAAGGCAAGCCUCUUGAUGACUCCAUCGCAAAGGAGUUCGAGAAGCAGCAUGGCUCGUACGACAAGGCAGUGGGAGAGCGCCAUGUGAAGAUCUACCCAAGUGAAGCCGUGGACUCGCUUCCAGAGGGGCCGGAGAGAAUGAAGCUGCUGCUACAGGAGUCUGAGAAGGAGGAGAUGUGGAAACUGGAUGAGUUCGUCAAGAGAAUGGAGUUCAACAAGAAACAGAUGGCUGACGGGCCAUCCGUGGAUGCGACUGACCAGGCGGCUAUCAAGGCAGCGAUCACAUCAAUAGAUGAGGAGUGUCCUAUUGACGUCCUGCAGUGCAAUGCUGGGAUUGUGCGGACCGGAUUUGUGGAAGACAUAUCGGCUGAAGACGUCCAGUCUCAGGUUCACACCAACUUUCUGGGAAGUGUCUACCCAGUGCAGGCUGUACUUCCAAGCAUGAAGGCUCGGGCCGAGGCUGGGGAGGAGCCUGGUGCAAUUGUCUUCACGUGCUCUCUAGCAGCCCUGAGCUUCUGGUAUGGAGCUUCUAUAUAUACAGCCACUAAGUAUGCGGUCAGAGGAUUCGCUGAGGCUUUGCGGCUUGAGCUUCUCUCCUUUGCUCUUUCUUAG
This is a messenger RNA of Closterium sp. Yama58-4, 1692 nucleotides long. The record is from the annotation of a GenBank genome assembly. Lineage: Eukaryota; Viridiplantae; Streptophyta; Zygnematophyceae; Desmidiales; Closteriaceae.